Lepisosteus oculatus (spotted gar) is the source of this 2482-nucleotide messenger RNA. NCBI's taxonomy places the organism in Eukaryota, Metazoa, Chordata, Actinopteri, Semionotiformes, Lepisosteidae. The record is from RefSeq and is a predicted model, not a curated record.
GUAUGCGAAAAGAUCAUUCCUAAUGCAAGAAAUUGUUAAGGGUUAAUAAAGUGAUAUAUUAAAAACAGCUUUAUAGGUGUUGACUCUGUAGACAAGGUUAAGAUUCACACAUAACCCAGAAGCAAAGUACCAUUGGAAGUCAGAGAAGUUGCCAGGUCAACCAGAUAAUGAAAGUUCAUGUCUCCUCCAGCACCAUAGAUGAUGAUAUCUCUUGUCAAUUGACAGUAAUCCUCUGCAGCGGUUGUCAAAAUCCCAUGUAUAUUUUUAGCUAGAAAAAAGUAAAACCUUAUUAUGCAUAUUUGUUUUCUAAAAAUGUACAGACAGAAAACAUUUUUUCAAUGGAUUGUUUGGAUGCCAUAUUACAGAACUUAACAUUUCUACUGUAUUUUCACAUCACCACAUAUUUCUUCAUGUGACAGAAAUAUUACUGCAAUAACAAAUGGACAUAUCUCUUUUGUAAUGAUGCUAAGGAAUGUUGGAGCUAAUAAAUACUGGAAUGGACGUUUUAAGGUUGCUGUUGUAAAAGUUUCUUGAUGGACCAGAGGCACUUUUUCUUCUGAACCAGCAUCUAAACAUAAUGGUUUUAAGGAACAAAUAAUAGGUUUAUUCCAUGCUGAAAAUGGAAGAAAGAAAACACAAAUUAUCGGCCAUGGAGCCUUCUUCAGGUGUGAGACAGACAGAUCAGUAAGCAUAGGAGAACAAAAGCUCAGAGGAAGGGCUGGAGGUGGGAGCGGGGGAUAGAAAGAGUGGCCAGUCAGGUAGUGUGAAGUCAGGAUAGGUGUGAAGAAAGGUGUGAAAUGAAACCUACAAUGAAAUGACGCAGCUACCCACCUGGACUACUAUAAUGGUUUUAAACUGUAUUGGUUAAAUUUCACUCUUGGCUUAAUAAAUCUUGCCAACAUGAAGUUUCCCCUCAGUUUAACUGGUGAAGCAAUUUAUUGCUUCUUUCUUGGAUCUGCUGUAUUGUAGGGCUGCAACUGCAUCAUGGCUAUCAUUCUAGUGUGUGCUUUGUUGUGGAUGAAGUGCAUCACCAGCUUUAAGUGGAUAAGAGUGUCUUCUAAGCAAAUAAAAUGUAUUCACUAUGGUAUUACUUUAUAUACAGUAUACUUGUAUGCUAAACCUCUCUAAACUUGUGUCUUUGAUCUUCAAAGAUUUGUUGAAGAUUAAGUGACUACCCCAAAUAUCACUGCCAUCCCUGCUUACAGGGUCUCAGGUGAUCUCAGUAGUUUGCAGAAAUAAGUGAAGUGCUCAUUAUGGUAUUAAAAGUUCGAGUGAAGUCAACGAUGUUGUAACAAAAUAAAAUCAAGCUCCAUGUGUUUAUCACAUUAAUACAAAAAACAUUAACAAUGUAUAGAUACGUUUUUUUAACGAAUCAGAGUAAAGGUUCAUGUACUUUUUGUAUGUUCUAUGUGUGUACAUAUAGUAUGUGCUUAUGAAAGUCUUUUCACUAACAUUAAAUAAAGUUACGGUCGUUUGUACACUUCAAAUCGAAGUUAUCUGUUUAAAUACAUGCAGCGAGAAUGUCGGUUCUAUACAGUCUAUACAGAAAAAAAAAUGUAAAAAACGGUUCUUGUAAAUUCUGACCACACAAUACAGCCGCUUUAAAAAUGCAAGAGAGUAGUCAGAUGUUUAAUCAGUUUCACCAAACGUGAGACAACAGCCAGCUAUAGACCUUUAGUAAUCCGUAAUAAGAACAAUACCACUCCUUGACGCGAGAGGGACCUUUGGUAAAAUUUAAAUCCAAAGUACAGAGAAACGUUUCCUGGAAAACAAAUGACGAAGUGGAAUGGCUGAAUGCACUGUGCAUACUGUGCAAAUGAAAGUAAAGGCUGAUAUGACGUUUUACGAGGAAAAAGUUAAAAUCCCAUUUGGUGCUAAACAUCUUGAUGGUAUAUUGCCAGCCCCUGCAGAGGACUGCUAUCAAUUGACAGGAGUUCUCCUCACCAAUGGUGCUGGAGGAAACAUGAACUUUCACCAUCUUGUUUCCCUGGCAACUUCUCUGACUUCCAAUGGUUUUCUUUGCCUCCGGUUUACCUGUAAAAGUCUUAAUCUUGUCUACAUAGUCAAGGCUUAUAAAGCUGUUGUGGUAAGACAUUCAAAUACAAACUUUUCCAAUUGCUUAGUAUGCAUUUGCAAAUUCAAUUCAAUAUGUACAGUAUUAAUCUUACACAAUUUCUUUUACUCAAGACAUAUGCAUACUUUACACAACUGGUACAUUUCCACGACAGGAGAUACAGACCAAGUCAUCAAAACAGAAUACCUGAAGAAUUUGAAGAAAUACACAGGCUUGCUUGAGAGUGUAGUAAGAAAAAUGAAAGCACCAGCCUACAUUCACUGGAUUGAUGGAGCUAACCAUGGCUUAGUGGUAAAAGGAUGACGUGAGGAAGAAGUGCAGGAUGAAAUGAACACUCAGGUUCUGAUGGCUUCAGAGCCACCCUGGAAAGGUGGGGGGUCCUGUCACGAUCGCUACUCCACUUCUUAA